UGCCCCGAAUCCUGUGGCUUGUAAAGGUGAGCGGGCAUGGGGAUGCUAAAUGGAUAAAAUAAGCUUCCUGGGAUUCCCCGAACUCAGCGGCUUUCAAUAGCCCCCUCCAGGGCAACAAGCCCACCCUGGCAGACAGACCUAACCCCCACCAGGACAAGAGCAAUCCCAGGGGGGAAUGGGCUGACUGUGCCUGGUAGGGGGGAGAUCGCUAUCUUGAUCACACACCUAUUCCUGUUCUUGACCCACGACAUACCAUGCCCACAGGUAGUAUCUCUUCCAGGCAGGCCAGAAAGACGCACAACCUCCAGCCCUCUGACAGAAGCUCUCUGCCUCUCACAGGGAACCCCAGUCACACUGGUUCCCCUCCUCACAAUCUGUCCCCAUCUCCCCAAAUCCCUGUUCCCCACAGGACCUGGAACCCUCUUCCCUGCCCCAACUUUCCCUCCACUGCCCCCAAGACCUCACUUUCUCUGGAGCCCAACAGUCCUAUCCCUUACGCAGACUGUUGGGCAUCGUGGUGAUACAUGUGGGCUGUGGAGUCAGAUUGCCUGGGUUCAAACCCUGACUCUAGUGUCUUCUGACUGGGUGAUCCCAGGCCAGUUGUUUUAUUUCUGUGCCUCAGUUUUC
Molecule: messenger RNA, 627 nt
Organism: Carlito syrichta (Philippine tarsier)
Lineage: Eukaryota; Metazoa; Chordata; Mammalia; Primates; Tarsiidae
Source: RefSeq, a predicted model, not a curated record